Messenger RNA from Solanum verrucosum, 735 nucleotides. Its product is annotated as flavonol sulfotransferase-like. Gene Ontology annotation, biological process: sulfation. The coding region runs from base 1 to 735 and encodes 244 amino acids. Gene Ontology annotation, molecular function: sulfotransferase activity. Gene Ontology annotation, cellular component: cytoplasm. The transcript has a single exon. NCBI's taxonomy places the organism in Eukaryota, Viridiplantae, Streptophyta, Magnoliopsida, Solanales, Solanaceae. The record is from RefSeq and is a predicted model, not a curated record.
AUGACAAGACAUCAUUUUGAUGACUCCAAAAAUCCUAUACUCACAAAACUUCCUCAUGAUUGUAUACCAACUUUAGAAAUUGAUUGUGACAUCAAUUUUACUUCUCUUGAUGAUACUAAGUUCCCAUUAUUAGGCACACAUCUUCCAUACACUUGUUUGCCACAAUCUAUAAUAGAUUCAAAGUGUAAGAUCAUUUACAUAUGUAGAGAACCAAAAGACACAUUUGUUUCAACAUGGCAUUACGUUAAAAAGCUUGAAGAAACCAUCUCUCAAUUCAAAGAUAACCCUAUCACACUCGAACAAGAAAUUGAGUGGUUUCUUGAAGGGAAAUCCGCGUAUGGACCUUAUUGGGAUCACGUGUCUGAAUAUCGAAAAGCAAGUAAGGAUCAUCAUGGAAUGAAUGAAAUUUUCUUUUUAAAAUACGAGGACUUGAGGAAUGAUACAUUGAGUUAUGUGAAGAAAUUGGCAGAGUUUAUGGGGAAACCAUUUUCAAAAGAGGAAGAGGAUCAAUUUGUACCUGAAAAAAUAGUGGCAACUUGUGAAUUUGGAAAUUUGAGCAAUUUAGAGGUGAAUAAGAGUGGAUCGCAUAAUCCAAAAUCUGGGAUAAAAGUUAAUAAUAAUGCGUUUUUUCGUAAAGGGGAGAUUGGAGAUUGGAAAAAUCUUUUGAGUGAAGAUAUGGCAAAAUCAAUUGACAACAUAACUAAGGAAAAAUUUCAAUCUUUAAUUUGGGAUUGA